AUGUCACAUGCUUUUUUCCAUUACCUGGAUGGCGAAUAUGACCAGUUGUGGGAGCAAAUCCGUGAAUACGGAGCAAUCACUCCCUCCCCGCCCGCGGUCCAGCAGCCCGUCAGACCCUCGAACCCUACCAAUGGAAGGAACAACAGUUCGGCACACUACGCUAGGGAAUAUAACCCGUUCGAAGAUCAGUUCGGGCAAGUCCUCAAAGCCAACUCGCCACGAUAUUCUGGAGCUCCCACUCCAUUCCGCACUCCAGCGGUCACUCCAGCUGGCUCUCCACCUGCCACUCGAGUCGUCAUUCCAGCCGCCACUGCAGCUGUCUCUCCGGCUGUCAUUCCGGCUACCACUCCUGCUGGCCCUUCUCAGCAGCUCAGCAGGAGCAACACACGAAACAUCAGAAGGAGGCAAGGGCUAUGGAGACUUUACAGCUCCUUCGCGACAGUUUUCGCGGAAACCGAAGACUCCCAACCACGCCGAGAAGCCUGGGCUCGGAGCUUGAUCAAUGUUAGGGAGAUCCUCUCCAUUGAUGACACUCCAGACCCCCAACAAAACUCGGGGGAGGCGUCCGGGUCGUCGUCCCAGGACGCGACGAGCGGCAACUCGAGAGAUGGACGGGUUACCAGGAGCUUGUUGACCCCUGAUGAGGAGGAGGACGAGCUGCGCUUUCCUCAGUACGGGUCUUGA
Neurospora tetraspora is the source of this 684-nucleotide messenger RNA. RefSeq lists its product as uncharacterized. Bases 1 to 684 code for a protein of 227 amino acids. The transcript has a single exon. The record is from RefSeq and is a predicted model, not a curated record. Lineage: Eukaryota; Fungi; Ascomycota; Sordariomycetes; Sordariales; Sordariaceae.